CUGGAUUUAGGACAAACUGGGCCCUGCUUCUUCGUCGAUGAUUUUCGAUGACAGAAGAAGGGCAAUGCUUCACUGCUGUCAUCAGCAGAACCCCCUCAUCCAACCUGGGUGUCGAUGUCACCUACAGAUCUUGGACAGGGGAUGGAGUCUUUAUCACCAAGGUCUUCGAGGUGCUGUUUUUAUCGCCCAUUUUUUUCCCAUCGUUUUUUGUGGGUCUGCUGCCCGGCUGCCAGGACGGCCUGGUUGCUGAUUGGAAUUCCAAGAAUGAUCCCUUCAAGCACAUCUGUGCGGGCGACUUCAUUUUUCAGGUGAAUAGCGUCUCUGGAGACACCGUGGCUAUGAUCAAGGAGUUGAAGUUCAAGACCGAGCUCACCAUCCACAUCCGGAAAAGGUGUGGACAGGAGAUUCCGCCGAUGACUCCCCCACCGAAGGCGCCAGAAGCUGCAAGGGAAACAGCCCGGAACCGCGUGGUGAAACCGCAGUUGGAGGCCAUUCUGUCUGAGAUGAACGCCAUCAGCGAUGAGGAACUCGCCGGCUUGAUCUGUGUGGCCAUGGAACGGCGACCGUGGCUACUCCCCUCGGUACUUGGCAACAAUGGUGAUGCGUGAGACUGAUCCCAUUGGGGAAAA
Cladocopium goreaui is the source of this 629-nucleotide messenger RNA. NCBI's taxonomy places the organism in Eukaryota, Dinophyceae, Suessiales, Symbiodiniaceae. The record is from the annotation of a GenBank genome assembly.